Messenger RNA from Thyridium curvatum, 969 nucleotides. RefSeq lists its product as uncharacterized. Gene Ontology annotation, biological process: branched-chain amino acid biosynthetic process. Bases 1 to 969 code for a protein of 322 amino acids. The record is from RefSeq and is a predicted model, not a curated record. The transcript has 2 exons. Gene Ontology annotation, molecular function: acetolactate synthase regulator activity. Lineage: Eukaryota; Fungi; Ascomycota; Sordariomycetes; Thyridiales; Thyridiaceae. Gene Ontology annotation, cellular component: acetolactate synthase complex; mitochondrial nucleoid.
AUGGCUUCGCGAGGCCUUCUGCGGACGACCGCUUUGCGGUCCGCCUCCCAGAAUCUUCGUCAGGCCCCCCUCGCCGCCCCUUCGUUGGGUCUCCGAUACAGCUCCAGCAGCAGCUCGACAUCAGCCAUCGCCUACAAAGCCCUUCGUCGGCGCCAGACUCCCCUUCCCGUUGCCGACACUACCCCUUCUUGGUCAGCACAGGCGGCCGUGUCGAAUAUUCUCUACGAGACUCCCACCACCCCUCAGGCUCCUCCCACCCGCCAUGUGCUCAAUUGCCUCGUCCAGAAUGAGCCCGGUGUCCUCUCUCGGGUGUCUGGCAUCCUUGCCGCUCGUGGCUUCAACAUUGACUCCUUGGUCGUCUGCAGCACAGAGGUCGAGGACCUGUCGCGCAUGACCAUCGUCCUCACCGGCCAAGACGGCGUGGUCGAGCAGGCCCGGAGGCAGUUGGAGGACCUGGUGCCCGUAUGGGCCGUCCUCGACUACAGCAAUGCUGCCCUGGUUCAGAGAGAGCUUCUCUUGGCCAAGAUCAACAUUCUCGGCCCGGAGUAUUUCGAGGAGCUACUCGCCCACCACCGGGAGAUCACUGCCGCUGACGCGGACGUUGAGGAGGGUCACGAGGUCCAGGAUCAGACUCUGGAGGAGACUUCACAAGACUUCCAUCCCAGCCGACUCGCAGCUAGCGAGGCUCUCCGUCACAAGCAUGAGCACCUCAAGAGCAUCACCUACUUCACGCACCAGUUUGGCGGCAAGGUACUGGAUAUCAGCACCAACAGCUGCAUUGUCGAAGUGUCUGCGAAGCCGUCCCGGAUCAACUCCUUCCUCAAACUCAUCGGCCCCUUCGGCAUCCUCGAAUCGGCACGGACUGGCUUGAUGGCGCUGCCGCGGUCGCCUCUGUAUGGCCCCGAUGACGAUGUGCACGUCAAGGAGGCCGACGACGUCGUCGAUGCAAGCCAGCUUCCUCCCGGAUAA